Molecule: messenger RNA, 1374 nt
Organism: Centropristis striata (black sea bass)
Lineage: Eukaryota; Metazoa; Chordata; Actinopteri; Perciformes; Serranidae
Product: protein YIPF7-like
Exons: 6
Coding region: 162-1214 (350 amino acids)
Biological process (GO): vesicle fusion with Golgi apparatus; endoplasmic reticulum to Golgi vesicle-mediated transport
Cellular component (GO): trans-Golgi network; membrane
Molecular function (GO): protein dimerization activity
Source: RefSeq, a predicted model, not a curated record
GCGCUUUGUAUCUAAUUUCUGUCCGAAAAUUAAAUUAAUUAUGUCACGAAAUGUAUUUCUUGAUAUUAACGCGAGGUCAAAGGUGAAAUGUCAGGUGUCACGUAUUUGCGUCGGCUACGUUAUUAUUGUUUGAAUGAUGUUUGUCUAUGGUCGGCUGAAAAAUGAAGCGUUUCCUCACCGCGUUAUCACCAUCGGAUGGCCCCCUUACUUCUCGUCGUCCUCCUAGCUUGGAGAAAGAUAUCGUUUUGGACAACAGUAUCUCAGAGUCGGAUGGGGAGUCGGAGUCUACCGCGACCGCUUCAACCGUUGGUCCCCUCCCCGCACCCGGGAAGCUAACAGCCGGGGCCGCCGCGGCAGAGGGACCGCAUGAUCUCAGCCAAAGUCCGGAUGAAGAACCGCGACAGCCUGUGCGCAAGUUCCCGAAACAGACAUUCGGUACUCAGCGAAGGAGUUUUAACCAUGCUUGUAUGGGGGACUUUCAGCAACUUGACCAGGACUUCUACCAGACAGGAUAUUACAUCGAUGACCAGGGUCACACUGGGGCCUACUACGAUCCCACAAGCCCUGUUUAUUAUGACACUGCAGCACAGACUUUUGUGUCAGGGGAUCUGGAUCCUUCCGUGGAGCAGCAGCACACUGGAAACUUUUACCAACCUGCAAUGCCUUCUGAGACUGGAAGCACAGUAACAGACUCUCUUGAAGAGGAACCUCCGCUUCUUGAGGAACUUGGCAUCAAUUUUGAUCACAUCUGGCAGAAGACACUGACAGUGCUGAACCCGUUUAAGCCUGCAGAUGGCAGCAUUAUGAAUGAGACUGAUCUGACAGGUCCUAUCCUCUUCUGCGUAGCACUCGGGGUCACUCUAAUGAUGGCAGGAAAAGUCCACUUUGGUUAUGUGUAUGGGAUCAGUGCUACAGCCUGUGUUGGGAUGUACACUCUGCUGAGCCUGAUGAGUUCCCUGACAGUGUCUUAUGGCUGUGUGGCUAGUGUCCUGGGCUACUGCCUCCUGCCCAUGGUGGCCCUCUCUGCAUUCGCUGUCUUCUACUCUUUGCAAGGCGUCCUGGGUACAGUUCUGGCCUUGUUAGGAAUUUGUUGGUGUAGUCUCUCUGCCUCCAAGAUCUUCAUCUCCACCUUGUCUAUGGAGGGCCAGCAGCUGUUGGUGGCUUACCCAUGCGCCCUGCUUUAUGGGCUCUUUGCAUUGCUCACUGUCUUCUAAUUCUAAUAGAUAGAUUUUUUUUCUAUCAACAAAGUCAGAGAGGUUCUCUCUAUUUGUCUGCUUGGGCAAAGCAGGUAAUUUGUUGGAUAAUUGGAUAUUAGACAUUCAGUUUUUCUUGUGUUUAUUCUGUCCUUAAAUAUUCUAUUGAAUAAAUAUUUAU